Vitis riparia (riverbank grape) is the source of this 1941-nucleotide messenger RNA. Its product is annotated as pyruvate kinase, cytosolic isozyme-like. Gene Ontology annotation, molecular function: magnesium ion binding; potassium ion binding; pyruvate kinase activity. Lineage: Eukaryota; Viridiplantae; Streptophyta; Magnoliopsida; Vitales; Vitaceae. Bases 222 to 1724 code for a protein of 500 amino acids. The record is from RefSeq and is a predicted model, not a curated record. Gene Ontology annotation, biological process: glycolytic process. The transcript has 3 exons. Gene Ontology annotation, cellular component: cytoplasm.
AACUAACAAUGACGCAUAUAAAGGUCGUUAGUACUUAGUUAGUAGAAGUAGUCUAUGCAAAGUGGGAUUGGGACUGGGAAUUUUAUAUAUGUACACAUAUAUGUGAGUUUGUAACUGAAGCAGCAUUGUGGUUUGUGCGUUAGGACUUGGGCGGUGGACUGUGGAGAAAGCGCAAAGCUUUCUAUAUCUCUGUGUGAGUGGGGGGUGAUUUGGUGUUUAGAAUGGAGGGGGGAGGAGGAUGGAAAAGGCCCAAGACAAAGAUAGUGUGCACGUUGGGACCGGCGUCCAGGUCUGUUGAAGUGAUAGAGAAGCUUUUGAGGGCUGGUAUGAACGUGGCGCGCUUCAACUUCUCCCAUGGCUCCCAUGCCUACCACCAGCAAACCCUUGACAAUCUCAGGACUGCCAUGGCCAACACCGAAACCCUCUGCGCCGUCAUGUUGGAUACGAAGGGUCCAGAGAUUCGUACUGGAUUUUUGAAGGAUGGGAAGCCUGUCCAACUCAAAAAGGGUCAAGAGAUCACCAUCUCCACUGACUAUAGCAUCAAGGGUGAUGACCACAUGAUCUGUAUGAGCUACCAAAAGCUGGCUGAGGAUUUGAGGCCACAGAGUGUAAUUCUAUGUGCUGAUGGCACUAUCACCCUCACAGUCUUGGCCUGUGACAAAGAAUUGGGGUUGGUUCGAUGUCGUUGUGAAAACUCUGCAGUUCUGGGUGAGAGGAAGAAUGUCAAUCUUCCUGGGGUUGUUGUGGACCUUCCCACCUUAACAGAGAAAGACAAAGAGGAUAUCUUAGAAUGGGGGGUACCCAAUAAGAUUGAUAUGAUUGCUCUGUCUUUUGUUCGCAAAGGGUCAGACCUUGUGGAGGUCCGAAUGCUGCUGGCGGAACAUGCUAAGUCUAUCCUUCUCAUGUCAAAGGUUGAAAAUCAAGAGGGUGUUGCUAAUUUUGAUGAAAUUCUUGCAAACUCAGAUGCAUUUAUGGUGGCCAGGGGUGACCUUGGAAUGGAGAUCCCCAUUGAGAAGAUAUUUCUUGCACAGAAAGUGAUGAUAUAUAAGUGUAACAUUCAGGGAAAACCUGUAGUCACUGCAACUCAGAUGUUGGAGUCCAUGAUCAAAUCUCCCCGGCCUACACGAGCUGAAGCCACUGAUGUUGCCAAUGCAGUUCUUGAUGGCACCGACUGUGUGAUGCUGAGUGGGGAAACUGCUGCUGGGGCAUACCCUGAACUUGCUGUUCAAACCAUGGCCAGGAUUUGCUUGGAGGCAGAGAAUUCACUUAAUUAUGGUGAUGUCUUCAAGACAAUCAUGGAAACUGCACCAAUGCCCAUGAGCCCCAUAGAGAGUUUGGCCUCCUCAGCAGUGCGGGCAGCCAAUGGGUCUAAGGCAGCUUUGAUUUUGGUCCUGACCAGAGGUGGAACGACUGCUAAUCUGGUGGCUAAGUACCGGCCCAGCAUGCCAAUUUUGUCUGUGGUAGUCCCGGAGAUCACAGCAGAUUCCUUUGAUUGGUCUUGCAGUGAUGAAUCCCCGGCCAGACACGGCCUGAUUUUCAGGGGACUGGUGCCUGUUCUAUGCUCAGGAUCUGCAAAAGCUUCUGACAGUGAGUCAACAGAAGAGGCUUUGGAGUUUUCACUUCAAUAUGCAAAGACCAAGGAAAUGUGCAAGCCUGGAGACUCAGUUGUGGCAUUGCACCGAGUUGGAACUGCUUCUGUGAUCAAGAUACUAACUGUCAAAUGAAAUGAUGAUACAUUUAUGGAGAUUUUGUCAUGUGGGGUUGGUCCAGAUUUUGCAGUGGCUUGUUUUUUGGUUUACUCUGAGACCAGAUAGUUAUAGAAUGAAGAAAUCAGUCAAGGGUUUUUUUUUUUGAGGAUCUCUACAUAUCAUAGAAAUCUAGGCUUUGAUACUUAUGGGAAGAUUUUGUGAAUGGGUUUUGAUUUGAGGAGUUCUAAUGAUA